Sardina pilchardus (European sardine) is the source of this 2509-nucleotide messenger RNA. It is a transcript of the gene marchf4b, whose product is annotated as membrane associated ring-CH-type finger 4b. Gene Ontology annotation, biological process: protein ubiquitination. NCBI's taxonomy places the organism in Eukaryota, Metazoa, Chordata, Actinopteri, Clupeiformes, Clupeidae. The transcript is spliced from 4 exons. The record is from RefSeq and is a predicted model, not a curated record. The coding region runs from base 974 to 2317 and encodes 447 amino acids. Gene Ontology annotation, molecular function: ubiquitin-protein transferase activity; zinc ion binding.
UUCCACGCCGUUAUUCCAGCCACGGGGACAGUUACUGUGGGUCUUUGGACGCGGACCUAUGGGCAGCCUACGCCUCGCCGCUGCUUCGUCCUGACGUGAUAUCGAUUCCAGGAUUCUAAUUGCUACUAAAAUGCCCCCAACGGCGAUCCUGGACACGCGCCAACGAGCGAGGUUUUGAUUUGACUCUCACCUGGAGUCGUCUCCCGAAAAUCGUGAUUCUGGAAGAUGAAGUAGCCGACCCGAACCAAGCAGAAGGCACCUAUAAGGAGUUACGCUAAUUGGUCGAGACAUUUGCAACUUACUCUGAAGGUUUUUAUUGAAGUCGUCGGCAAGGGGAUCGGAAAACUGAUUUGUCUUGUUCUUGACAAUCAUGGGAUAUUAUUGUCUAGCCUUUCAAAUCCCUUUAGGCUAACUGUUGCGAUCCCAGUCACUUGCACAGGAAAUAAGAUGAAGAGAAUGACUGGAAUGGAACGUUACACACAUGCAGACAGCUAAAUCUGGUGUUGUAAGAUCUGUGAAAGUAUUGCUAUUUUUCGUGAAUCUUUAUACACCAUCGACAAAGGUCGACGAGGGAAUUACUGCAAAUACGAAUUUGUUAUUCUCCAUUUAAAUAUUUACUCUACAUAAAUAGGUUAGGACCUCGAGCCUUUGGAGCGCUUGUUUGAUUUCCCCCCUUCUUUCUCUGUAGGCUACAGCUUAUGGCCUCUUGUGCACACUUAUUCAAUCCCCAAUCUGUUCACCCCUCUGGAAGACAAGGAAGGAGUUUAGUGUAUUUUGGCUUUGAGAGGAGAUUGUUGUGAUAUUUCAACAUCAUGGUAUCCAAACCUCCAAACCACAUUUUCUAACUCAGUUCACCCGUGGCAGCAACUCUUCUCAAAUUCCAAUCCUCUGACGGAAAUAUUCUUAACAUGACCCGUUCUCUCGUCUGGCUUUUACCAACUUUAUUUUGUCCGCGUGCCUGUGAAUUGUGCACAUGUUGUUAGUCCCCGGCGUCGUUACAUGGUGCCGGACAUUGUUGAGUCUCCACCUGAUGUUACGCAGCGCCGAUAUGCUGAAGAGCCGCUGUUGCGUUUUGUUCGGUGACCUGAAGGUGCUUCUGUUCAGGCCACCGCCGCCGCCGUCGGCUCCACCGCCACCCACACUCAACCCCAUGAUUGGACAAACGACGGAGCGCCGUGAGAGCGGAGCCCACUCGCAUGUCAAUAACAACACGUUAAUACGAGUCAAUCAGGCGGGCCCCUGGAAUGCCCCGCAGCUAGAGGGGGCUGCGGACACAGAGGGGGUCCGAGAAGCCCCGGUGUGGACGGAGGCGACAGCGGAGGCACCUACGGAGGCGUUUCAUUUCAGGGACUCCCCCGACGACUUCCCCAAGCGGGAGGAACGGUUCUCUCUCAUCAGUUGCACGAGCGGCCUCAGGACUCCGGUGUGCAGGAUAUGUUUUCAAGGACCGGAGCAGGGGGAGCUGUUGCACCCGUGCCGCUGCAGUGGCUCCGUGCGCAACACGCACCAGCCGUGCCUGAUCAAGUGGAUCAGCGAGAGGGGAUCCUGGGCCUGUGAGCUGUGCUACUACAAGUACCAGGUCAUCGCCAUCAGCACCAAGAACCCUCUACAGUGGCAGGCCAUCUCCCUGACGGUGAUAGAGAAGGUGCAGAUUGCGGCGGCCAUCUUGGGUUCGCUGUUCCUGAUCGCCAGCAUCUCCUGGCUGGUGUGGUCAUCGCUCAGCCCGUCGGCCAAGUGGCAGCGGCAGGACCUGCUCUUCCAGAUCUGCUACGGCAUGUACGGCUUCAUGGACGUGGUCUGCAUCGCUCUGAUCGUGCACGAGGGGCCGUCCGUGUUCCGCAUAUUCCACCGCUGGCAGGCGGUCAAUCAGCAGUGGAAGGUGCUCAACUACGACAAGUCCAAGGACGGCCAGGACGGCAAGGCGGCCGCCACCACCGAGAAGGCCACGGCCGAGUGGACGCUGUCCAUGCUGCACCAGCGGGUCGAGGCCGGCGCCGACGCCUCUCCGUCUCCGUCCACCUCCUCGCUGGUGGCCGCCAUCAACGCGGUGACGCCCACCGCGGAAACGGUCGCCAUGGCGCUGAUGGCGGGGGUGGAGGCGGCGGGGCGGACGGGGGCCGGGGUGGGGCCGGACUUGCAGAGCGCCGUCUCCCCGGGCAACGGGACGACGACGACGACGGGGCCCAACCAGCACUACGCGUACAACUUCCUCCAGAUGCUGAGCCACCUGAGGCCCGCGCAGGAGCCCCGCGCCCCGCCGCAGCCCAGCCCCAGCACCAGCAGCCGCGAGCUGGUCAUGAGGGUCACUACGGUCUGAGGAUCCACCCCGGGGCCUGUCUGGAGGAAUGGACACAAAAGAGAGAGACAGAACUAACGGGGCUCAGUACUCUUUCAAAAAAAAGGGACAAUUUUGAGAAAAAAAAAAAACUUCUGUGACUUCUUGUUUUUGUGUGUGCGUGCGUGUGUUUGCAUUGUUGUCAGCACGUGUGUGCGUGUGUGUGUGUGUGUG